Molecule: messenger RNA, 549 nt
Organism: Fusarium redolens
Lineage: Eukaryota; Fungi; Ascomycota; Sordariomycetes; Hypocreales; Nectriaceae
Exons: 3
Coding region: 1-549 (182 amino acids)
Source: RefSeq, a predicted model, not a curated record
AUGUUACAAGAUCAAGGUAACAGAGGGAAGGAGUAUUGCGAUCUGACGGCAAGAGGAGACAUCAUUGAACUCGGACCGGAAGUCAGACAACAGAAUGCUCACGGGUCUGGAGGACCCAAACUAAUACGGCAGAGGGGGUGCCCGGGCUGGACCGAAGUCCAUUUGGGCUUGUCGGGGGUCGGCCACACCGGUAUCCGUGCCGCCCUUGGCUCACUUUACUCACUACUCGAGACACUUACGAAGGUCAGUGAGGAUCUCGAUUCCCCUCCCCGCCGCAUGGCGGAGGUUGUCACGGGUCACCCACCGGUAAAGAAUACCGGGGGCAUUAGGGAAGAUCCUCCACCAACAUACGAGAGCAGAGAAAGUGUAGUAAACGGCCGGCGGCACAAGAGGAUACCGGUACCAGGGCAUGAUUCGGGCGGACCGCUGAAGGGCUAUAGGACGCUGGGGAAGAGCCUGGAUUCGACGAAGAAGAAGAAAAGAAAAGAAGAGAUCCAGGCUCGCAGACAUCUUGAAAUACCCAGCUUCUCUCCGAACGAGGACAACUGA